AUGAGUCCUGAAAAUUGGACGUGGGUGACAGGGUUUGUCCUUCUGGGUUUCCCCAGAAGCUACAUCCUGCAGUCCCUGUUGUUCUUGGGGUUGAUGGUGACCUACGUUGUAACAGCCAUAGGCAACCUGCACUUGCACACACAGAUGUACUUCUUCCUGAGGCACCUGUCCUUCCUGGAGAUGUUGCUCGUAUCUGUUGUGGUUCCCAAGAUGCUCGUCAUCAUUCUCACAGGGGAUCACUCCAUCUCAUUUGCCAGCUGCAUCCUCCAGUCCUACCUCUACUUCCUCCUAGGCACCACCGACUUCUUCCUCUUAGCUGUCAUGUCUCUGGAUCUUUAUCUGGCAAUCUGCCGACCACUCCACUAUGAGACUCUGAUGAGUGGUCGUGUCUGUUCCCAACUCGUUUUGGCCUCCUGGCUAGCUGUAUUCCUCUGGGUCCUUUGCCCCACCAUCCUCAUGGCCUGUCUACCUUUCUGUGGCCCCAAUGGUAUUGACCACUUUUUCUGUGACAGUUGGCCUUUGCUGAGGCUCUCUUGUGGAGUCACCCGCCUCCUGAAGCUGGUGGUUUUCAUGCUCUCCAUGUCCGUGUUACUGGGCUCACUGGCACUGACCUCGGUUUCCUAUGCCUGCAUUCUUGCCACUGUUUCCAAGGCCCCCACAGCUGCUGAGCGAAAGAAGGCAUUCUCCACUUGUGCCUCAUAUCUUACUGUUGUCAUCAUCGUCUACGGCAGCUCCAUUUUUCUCUACAUCCGUAUGUCAGAUGCUCAGUACACACUGCUCAACAAAGGUGCCUCAGUCCUGAGCUGUAUCAUCACACCCCUCCUGAACCCGUUCAUCUUCAGUCUCCGCAAUGAGAAGGUGAAGCAGGCACUGAGACAUGCCCUGAGGUGGCACAGAACCAUGGCAGCGAGAACUAUGAAGGUCACAAGUAAAAGGAAAUAUUAG
Molecule: messenger RNA, 945 nt
Organism: Leptonychotes weddellii (Weddell seal)
Lineage: Eukaryota; Metazoa; Chordata; Mammalia; Carnivora; Phocidae
Gene: OR6T1
Product: olfactory receptor family 6 subfamily T member 1
Biological process (GO): G protein-coupled receptor signaling pathway
Cellular component (GO): membrane
Molecular function (GO): G protein-coupled receptor activity; olfactory receptor activity
Source: RefSeq, a predicted model, not a curated record